Molecule: messenger RNA, 1639 nt
Organism: Rhododendron vialii
Lineage: Eukaryota; Viridiplantae; Streptophyta; Magnoliopsida; Ericales; Ericaceae
Product: protein RDM1
Exons: 3
Coding region: 959-1477 (172 amino acids)
Cellular component (GO): RNA polymerase V complex; nucleus
Source: RefSeq, a predicted model, not a curated record
GGUGCAAACACUAUCCCCACCUUUUUGUGGUAAUUUUAGUUAAUUUUACUUUUUAUAAGCAAAAAGUAAAAACUCCAAAUGUUUAUGCCUCAACGCCUUGAGGCUUAUGCCUCGCCUCAUGAGAGGUCAACAACCUCGCCUUGCGCUUUCAACUCUGAAAACUUAGACACCCACUACAUAGAGCACGAGGAGCCGAUUUACAGUGAGGUAAAUCAGCUUGCCAACAAAGCUCCGAUUGUGACCUCCAUUAUGAAAGAGUUCUCCCUGUUCAGCAUAGACCUUAAUAGUGGAGUUUAUAGGAGCGUAAAUUGGUCAAGUACUGAGAAGACCAGCCCCAGAUAGAAGGUCGACUGCUUGCUUCCUUUGAGAGAUAGAAAUACCCUUAGAUGAACGAGCAACUUCAAUUCCAAGAACAUAGCGAUAUUCAAGUACUUGAAUGAAAUUGCUAACCUAUAUGAUGCUUCAGAUCAGCGAUACCAGCAGAAUCAUCGCCAAAGAUAAUGAUAUCAUUGGCGUGGACAAUCAGUACAAUAGUGCCAAAAGAAGAGUGUGGCUCAAACACUGAAUGAUUAUACAUAGAACAACAAAACCCAUAUGCCAGCACAAGCGUGUAUAGCCAUUAUGCAAAGAAGAUGUAUUGGAAUAACCCACUGCAUCUAUGUUUAGAUGAUAGCUAAAUUGUACAGUAAAAUCACUCUUCUGGCAAUAUUUUGGUUGUUCUCUGGUCGGUUGACAAUGCCCAACCGCGUUGGAUCUGAAAGACAAAGAAUUCAAUACAUUGAAAAUUAGAUUCACUUACCUCUCCUUUUGCUCCCACACCCUUAACUUCGGACAUCAUUCAUGGAUAGGAAUAUUGCAGUGGGAGAGCAAACUGAAUCUAACCUUACCAGAUGUACAACAUUGGAAUCACCAUUUAAUUUGUGUGGGCGACAUCUUUCUGACUGCAUUCCUAAAAACCAUGAAGAGGCCAGUACCAUGGAAUGAUCAGGUGGAUGUCAUACUAUCAGAUGAAUCCUCUUCUUCUGAUUCCGAAGCUGAUGGAUCUGACAACAAGCAAGCAAACAAGGACGUCGCAAUUGAUGAACCUGCUGAACAGGAAAGUUCUGAAGAAGUGGUGAUCAGAAGGGCGGAAAUGUAUCAAGACUACAUGAAGCAGGUUCCGAUUCCCACCCAGCGUGGCUCCGUUAUUCCGUUUACCUCAUGGAUUGGAUUAUCCAAAUCCAUUAAGCAGUUAUAUGGCCAACCCCUGCAUUACCUCACCAACAUUCUCGUAAAACAGUGGGACCAAAUGAGAAUUGGCUCUGAGAAUGAAGAUAUACCUUUGGACACCCUUAUUCAUCCUUGUAAAGCUGAAGCCACCAUUUGGCUUCUUGAAGAAACUCAUCGUCUCACGACGUCUCAUCAUCAUCUAGCAAAACUCUGGCUCUCUGAUCCGAGGCCCCAUGCUUUUAUCGAUCCUAUUUUCCCAAAGCUGUGAAGAUCUUCAAGGGAAAUUGUUUAUCUCUGGAAAUAGCACUAGUUUAUGAGUCUCUUUUGCUGUUAUUUUCUUUCUUUGUGAAACGAUAGAACCAUAAUGCUUUGUAGCUUUAAUCACCCGUCGCUAACAAAAUGGAACCUUUGGAUUUUGGAUUUUGAUAAA